Cryptotermes secundus is the source of this 1920-nucleotide messenger RNA. RefSeq names its product acyl-CoA Delta(11) desaturase. The record is from RefSeq and is a predicted model, not a curated record. Gene Ontology annotation, molecular function: stearoyl-CoA 9-desaturase activity; iron ion binding. Bases 143 to 1213 code for a protein of 356 amino acids. Gene Ontology annotation, biological process: unsaturated fatty acid biosynthetic process. Gene Ontology annotation, cellular component: endoplasmic reticulum membrane. Lineage: Eukaryota; Metazoa; Arthropoda; Insecta; Blattodea; Kalotermitidae. The transcript has 6 exons.
UUCGUGCUUACUUCAUUAACAGAGCGUUUUCGAAUCGGUGAAACGAAGGGGAUUAUAUUGGAAGUAGUGGUUUUAAUGUUAUUAAACUAGUGGUACAUCUGUGUAGUGUGUAUUUAAAAGAUUGGUUGUUGCCCCUUCUGACAUGGCUCCAAAUAUAACAACUUCUCCUACAGGAGUUUUGUUUGAAAACGACAUUGAAACUGUAGUAGCACCAUCAGUUGAAAAAAAAAAUGACAAUGCCAAACCACGUGAAAAGUACAGGAGAAAACUUGUGUGGAGAAAUAUUAUCCUGUUUGUAUAUUUGCAUCUGGCUGCAGUUUAUGGGGCUUACCUGAUGCUGGCAUCAGCUAAAAUACUCACAGCAGUCUUUGCAACCCUUCUCUACAUUGCUGGUGGUUUUGGUGUCACAGCUGGGGCACAUCGACUAUGGGCACACCGUGCUUACAAAGCGAAAUGGCCCUUGAGAGUUAUUCUUAUGAUAUUCAAUACCCUAGCAUUUCAGAAUCACAUAUAUGAAUGGGCUCGUGAUCAUAGGGUACACCACAAAUAUAGUGAAACUGAUGCUGAUCCUCACAAUGCCACGCGUGGGUUCUUCUUCUCUCAUGUUGGCUGGCUGCUUGUACGCAAGCACCCUGAUGUGAAGGAAAAAGGAAAGACACUUGAUAUGUCAGACCUUGAUGCUGAUCCAGUGGUCAUGUUCCAGAAGAAGUACUAUCUGAUCAUAAUGCCGAUCUUGUGCUUCAUCUUACCAACUGUAAUUCCAGUGUACCUGUGGGGUGAAACUUGGAAAAAUGCUUGGUUUGUUGUGGCAAUGUUCCGUUACACUUUCACACUGAACAUAACUUGGCUUGUUAAUAGUGCAGCACAUAUGUGGGGAAACCAUCCAUAUGACAGGUUCAUUAAUCCAGCAGAAAAUGUGAGUGUAGCAGUGUUUGCUCUUGGUGAAGGUUGGCAUAAUUAUCACCAUGUGUUUCCUUGGGACUACAAAACUGCUGAACUAGGCAACUAUCAUACCAACAUGACAACUGCUUUAAUUGACUUCUUUUCACGCAUUGGAUGGGCAUAUGACCUGAAGACUGUGCCGAUGUCUAUGGUGAAAAGGCGGGUUGAACGCACAGGAGAUGGUAGUCAUGAAAUUUGGGGUUGGGGUGACAAAGACAUGAGUCGGGAGGAUAUGGACGAGGCACAAGUCAUAAACAAGAAAUCGAAAUAAUAAUACAACAGGAGACUUGGACUGAAAUUGUGGCUUGUCUUCGUUGAGUGUGGAUGAAUAGCACAGAAUUAAUGAGUUGUAGACAUCGCAUUAGUUGUCCUGACUACCUAUGUUUAUAUAUGGGCACUGCCCAAGAUAUGGUUAUGUUACCUUAGGCUGGCAUUUUCAUUUUAUGAUUAGAAAGAACAGUUCUUAAGGAGGACUGCUUAUACAGCCAUGUGCUUUUCUUGUCAGCAUACACUUUCCAAGUUCUGUUACCAUUUAUCUUGUAUAUAACAUGUUCUUGGCCUGCUUGCAAACAAAUUGUGUAUUAUUUGCUUUAGCAAAGGCAUACAAUUGUCAGUAUUGCAGAAAUAAAAUCCACUUGUGAGUUUAUUGCAUCCUUCAGUGGAUACAGUUUUCUUUGCAAUAGGAUUUUGUAGGAGGACCUAAGGAACUUCAGAAAAAAAUCAUAUUGUGUUAGCCUUUAAAGUAAUUGAUACAGAAUACAGGUAUUUUCUGUAAUAAAAAUGAAAGCAUAUUACACUUAUUCUCUUGGGGGGAGGGGGCUGGAAACUAGUGAUAACUGAAAUAUUCUAAUAUUAAAAUGUUUUAUGUGUCCAGGCGAGCAGUUGUUUUUCUUUCCUGAAAUUUGAUUCUAAUGUUAAUGGUAUUAAAUUUUCAUUCCGGAACAGUCUUACUUCAGUUUAAGCACUGAUACUUAACAG